AUGCCAACGACCCACGCGCUAAGCGAAUCAUCAAAAUUGCAGCGACCAAACGUCGAAGUGAAAACGAGAGGAAGAGAGAGAGAGAGACGUGUAGAGUCAGACCAUCCAGCAACGACAGAGAAAGUAUCAGCAACCAUGCAAAUCUUCGUCAAGACCCUCACGGGCAAGACCAUCACCCUCGAGGUCGAGUCCAGCGAUACCAUCGACAAUGUAAAGUCGAAAAUACAGGACAAGGAGGGUAUCCCACCCGAUCAGCAGCGAUUGAUCUUCGCUGGCAAGCAGCUCGAGGACGGCCGAACGCUAAGUGAUUAUAAUAUCCAGAAGGAAUCCACCCUUCACCUCGUCCUCCGCCUCCGUGGUGGUAUCAUAGAACCCUCGCUCAGAGCCCUCGCCAGCAAAUACAACUGCGACAAGAUGAUCUGCCGGAAAUGCUAUGCCCGCCUCCCCCCGCGUGCCACUAACUGCAGAAAGAAGAAAUGUGGCCACACCAACCAACUCCGACCAAAGAAGAAGCUGAAGUAG
Molecule: messenger RNA, 522 nt
Organism: Paracoccidioides brasiliensis Pb18
Product: ubiquitin-60S ribosomal protein L40
Exons: 5
Coding region: 1-522 (173 amino acids)
Biological process (GO): modification-dependent protein catabolic process; protein ubiquitination; translation
Cellular component (GO): nucleus; cytoplasm; ribosome
Molecular function (GO): protein tag activity; structural constituent of ribosome; ubiquitin protein ligase binding
Source: RefSeq, a predicted model, not a curated record